Messenger RNA from Neohortaea acidophila, 5514 nucleotides. Its product is annotated as AMP-binding protein. Gene Ontology annotation, cellular component: cytosol. Lineage: Eukaryota; Fungi; Ascomycota; Dothideomycetes; Mycosphaerellales; Teratosphaeriaceae. Bases 1 to 5514 code for a protein of 1837 amino acids. The record is from RefSeq and is a predicted model, not a curated record. The transcript has 2 exons.
AUGGCGUCGAUAGAUGAUCCCGAGCUGCAGAAUGCGCUCCAGCAGCUGGAUCUCGAGUACGAAGAGGGCGAGAUCACGCAAAAGGGCUACGAGAAGAGACGCACCGCCAUCCUCUCCGGCUUCCUGACUUCCCAACAACUCCGGCAGUUGCGCGAGACGGGCAGCCCCGGCAGCUCGACAUUUCAUUCCCCCUCGGCGAGCAUUGGCAGUGGACACGCGAAGACGACGAGCUAUGGCAGCAUCACCGACGCACCGUAUACGGCGUAUAGUCCACAGGGAAAUGGAAACGCUGCCGCGGGGCUCUCGGUCCGCCCGCCCUCUCCAUCCUACCAGGUGCCGCCUCCGAGCCAGGUGCAGCGGUUUCAAGAGCAGCAGUUGGGAAUGAAGAUGCCGCCCGCCGGCCAGCGCCUGGCUUCCCUCAGCAGCACGGAGAAAGGAGGGAGCAGCUAUAGUUCGCCGGAGAGCACAAUGGUGGGCAGCGGGAGCUAUGCCUUUCGUCCGGACAUGCAGCAGCCCGGCUGGCCUUCGCCGGAUGAGAGCAGGCAGAGCACGAUGCUCGAUUCCGCGCAACAAGGCUACUUUUCCGACUUCACUGGCCAACAACAGGUCGACGAUGAUCGACCGCGCGAGAGCUAUGGCGGUCCGCAGCGAUACAGCCAGUCCGAAGCCCUCUCCCCCUCCGCCAUCGUACCGCCGCCAUUCGUCUCUCGAAACGACCUUCCCAUUCCACCCCAGCAUCAAUUACCCCUCGAGCCUCGCGAUGUACCCUUUGCCGUUUACGACCCCAACAACGUCAAUCUACCCAUGUCCUCCUUCGACAACAUCGCGGCCGUGAUGCGACAUCGGGGGAAGAUGCAGGCCAAACACGUGGCGUACUGGGUGGUGGAUCCGCGAGGGAAAGAGGUCAGCUCCAUCACAUGGGACAAGUUCGCUUCUCGCGCGGAGAAGGUGGCGCAACUCAUCCGCGACAAGAGCAAUCUGAACCGUGCAGACCGCGUGGCGCUCGUGUACAAGGAUUCAGAGGUUAUCGACUUUGCCAUUGCGCUGAUGGGAUGCUUCAUUGCUGGCGUGGUCGCCGUGCCGAUCAACAAUGUCGACGACUAUGCGAAACUCUCCCUCCUUUUGGCUACUACGCAGACGCACCUGGCCUUAACGACCGACAACAAUCUCCGGACCUUCCAACGGGACAUCGCCAACCAGAAACUCAAGUGGCCGGCUGGCGUCGAGUGGUGGAAGACCAACGAAUUCGGCUCGUACAGUUACAAGAAAAAGGACGAGGGCGCGGCAUUGCAUGUGCCAGACUUGGCCUAUAUUGAAUUCUCGCGAGCCCCGACCGGCGACCUGCGCGGCGUCGUACUCAGCCACCGCACCAUUAUGCAUCAAAUGGCGUGCGUGAGCGCCAUCAUCGCUACCAUCCCCGGCUCGGAGUCCAUGGACACGUUCUCGAGCACUCUGAGGAAUUCCGAUGGUAGUUUCAUCGCGCCUAGACCUGGCAGAGCCGAAACUAUUAUCUCCUACUUGGAUCCCCGAGAAGGCGUGGGCUUGAUUCUGGGUGUUCUCUUGGGUGUAUAUGGUGGCCACACGACCGUCUGGAUGGAGAGCAGGACCGUCGAUACUCCGGGCAUCUACGCGAAUCUCAUCACGAGAUAUCGGGCGACAAUCAUGGUUGCUGAUUACCCUGGACUGAAACGCGCUGCGUACAACUACCAACAAGACCCCAUGGCCACCCGCAACUUCAAGAAAGGAAUGGAGCCGAAUUUUUCCGCCGUCAAGCUUUGUCUUAUCGAUACUCUGACGGUCGAUACUGAAUUCCACGAAAUCCUGGCCGAUCGAUGGCUGAAGCCUAUGCGCAAUCCUCGAGCGAGACAGUUAGUUGCGCCCAUGUUGUGCCUGCCCGAGCACGGCGGCAUGAUUGUCAGUGUUCGAGAUUGGCUCGGCGGCGAGGAAAACAUGGGCUUCCCGCUGUCCAUCGACGACGACAAGGAUCACGAUAGCGACGACGAGGUAGUUACGCCGACCACGACGGGUGCGAACGGCUUCACAAGUCUACUAGAUGGCAGUCGUCGAGAUCAAAAGCACUUCAAGGGGAAGCGGUCGAAGAACGAACUCAGCGAGUUGCUCCUCGACAAAGAGAGCUUGAAGACGAACGAAGUGGUCGUGCUGGCGACUGGAGAUGAUGCCAUCAAACGAUCCAGUGAGCCUGGCACCGUACGAGUCGGCGCUUUUGGGUACCCGAUUCCAGAUGCUACCGUUGCGUUGGUCGAUCCGGAAACCAACCUGCUGUGCCCUCCGUAUACCAUUGGCGAAAUCUGGGUCGACUCCCCGAGUUUGUCGGGCGGCUUCUGGGCACUCCCCAAGCACACCGAGAACAUCUUCCAUGCUCGACCGUAUCGCUUCGUCAAAGACUCUCCUACUCCUGUGCUCGUCGAGCCGGAAUUCCUCCGGACCGGCCUGCUGGGAUGCAUCAUCGAAGGCAAGAUCUACGUCCUUGGGCUGUACGAGGACCGUAUUCGGCAACGAGUUGAAUGGGUGGAACACGGCCAGCACGAGAUCGAGCACCGCUACUUCUUCGUCCAACAUUUGGUUGUGACGGUCAUGAAGACGGUGCCGCGAAUCUACGACUGUUCCGCUUUCGACGUCCACGUGAACGGCGAAUACCUCCCCAUCUUCCUCAUCGAAACUCAAGCGGCAAGCACCGCCCCCACGACCACCGGCGGAGCUCCCAAUCAGUUGAAACCCGAUUUCCUCGAUGCGCUUAGUGAGCGAGUGAUGGAGGUGCUGUAUCAAGUGCACCACCUCCGCAUCUACUGCGUCAUGAUGACUGCGCCAAACACCCUGCCUCGUAUUGUCAAGAAUGGCCGACCGGAGAUUGGCAAUAUGCUUUGCAGGAAAGAGUUUGAGAAUGGCAACCUGCCCUGCGUGCACGUCAAGUUUGGCGUGGAGCGGGCGGUACAGAAUCUCCCGCUGGGAGACGACCCUGUGGGCGGCGUGUGGUCUCCGCAAGCGAGUCAAGUGCGAAUGAACAUGCUCGCCCUGCAUGCCGACAAGCAGUACUCUGGCGUGGACCAUCGGGAAGUCGUGAUUGACGAUCGAACGAGCACGCCGCUGAACCAGUUCAGCAAUAUCCACGAUCUCAUGCAAUGGCGCGUAUCCCGGCAGCCGGAAGAGCUCAGCUACUGCAGCAUCGACAGCAGAGGCAGGGAAGGCAAGGGCGUGAACUGGAAGAAGCUGGAUCUCCGCGUCGCCGCCGUGGCCACCUACCUCAAGAACAAGGCCAGAAUACAGCCUGGCGAUCAUGUGCUGCUCAUGUACACCCACUCCGAAGACUUUGUCUUUGCGGUCCACGCUUGCAUUUGCCUUGGCGCGGUGGCUAUCCCCAUGGCUCCCAUUGAUCAGAACCGAUUGAACGAGGAUGUGCCUGCUUUACUGCACGUCAUUAACGAUUAUCGCGUCCGAGCCUUGAUCGUCAACGGGGAUGUCGACUCUUUGCUGAGGCUGAAGCCGGUCAGCCAGCAUCUGAAGCAGUCGGCGUUGAUCUUGAAGAUCCAACUACCACCGGUGUACAACACGACCAAGCCUUCAAAGCAGUCUCAUGGUUGCAGGGAACUGGGCCUGACCAUUCGCCCAGCUUGGAUCCAGCCUGGACAUCCAGUGCUGGUAUGGAUUUACUGGACUCCCGAUCAAAGACGAAUCGCCGUGCAGCUCGGGCACAAUACCAUCAUGGCACUGUGCAAGAUCCAGAAGGAGACGUGUCAGAUGACAUCGACACGUCCACUGCUGGGUUGCGUACGAAGCACUAUUAGCCUUGGUUUCUUGCAUACCUGCUUGAUGGGCAUCUUCCUCGCCUGUCCGACGUACCUCGUCUCGCCCGUAGAUUUCGCCGGCAAUCCCAAUAUCUUGUUCCAGACGCUGUCGCGGUACAAGAUCAAAGACACCUACGCAACUGCUCAAAUGCUCGACCAUGCCAUUGGCAACAGCGGGGGAAGGGCGCCGAGCCUGCACGAAUUGAAGAAUUUGAUGAUCUCCACGGACCAACGGCCGCGCAUUGAUGUGUACCAACGAGUCAAGACGGCCUUUGCGCAAUCUAACCUCGAGCGAACGGCGAUCAACACCAUCUUCAGCCACGUGCUGAACCCCAUGGUCGCCAGUCGAAGCUACAUGUGCAUCGAACCUAUUGAGCUCUACCUCGACCCGCAAGCCCUGCGAAGAGGCCUCGUCGUUCCUGUGGAUCCAGAUCAAGAGCCCUUUGCCCUGCUCGUCCAGGACUCCGGCAUGGUGCCCGUCAGCACGCAAAUCUCCAUUGUCAACCCGGAGACCAACCGCCUAUGUCUCGUCGGCGAAUACGGCGAAAUCUGGGUGCAGUCGGAAGCGAACGCACACGGCUUCUACGGUAAGACGGAUCCGAUUGAUAACGAGCGGUUCAAUGGGCACACGAUCGACGGCGAUCCGCAGGUGCGGUACGUCCGCACGGGCGAUCUGGGCUUCUUGCAUACUGUCAAUCGGCCUAUUGGGCCGGGCGGGAAUAUGGUGGAGAUGCAGGUUCUGUUUGUGCUGGGGAGUAUUGGGGAGACGUUUGAGGUGAAUGGGUUGCAGCACUUCCCGAUGGAUAUCGAGUCGAGCGUGGAGAAGAGCCAUCGCGCUCUUGUCCGCGGAGGCUGCGCCAUCUUCCAAGCGGGAUCUCUUCUUGUCCUAGUAGCGGAAGUCCGCACGCGCGCCUACCUCGCCUCCCUCGUGCCCAUCAUCGUCAACACAGUUCUCAACGAGCACCAGCUCGUGCUCGACAUUGUGGCCUUCGUGGGACUCGGCGAGUUCCCCCGGUCGCGAUUAGGAGAGAAGCAGCGAGGAAAGAUUCUCGGAAACUGGGUGAGUGGGCGCAAGGGAUUCGCAAUGGCGCAGUUCAGCAUCCGCGACGCGGACUCCGAAGGCAGCGUGGGGACCGUGGUGCCCGACGAAAGCGGUUUGGGACGCAGAGGGAGCGGCAACAGCGCUAGGGCAGGCGGCGGAGGCGGGAGUCUGCGACAAGGUGGUGGGAGUUCGCUGCGGCACAUGGAGAGUCUGACGUCGAUGCCGGUUUAUGAGGAUCUGGAAGGCGAAGCGGGCGGCUUGGAUCAUCAGGCACAAUUCCCCGCUGGAGGCUCCGCCGUCGACUUCUCGCGAAACGACCUGACGCCUACGAACGAGGGAGCGCGCACCCCGCCCUUGAAUACCACGCUCGACUAUUCGCCUAUCCGACAGCACAUGUUCGACGGCCCCGAUGAAAUCGAAUUCCCGCAGCACCCGCGGUACAUGGAGUACCAGUACCAAAACGAGCAGAUGAGGGAGCCCGAGUCGCCCGCCGACUCGGAUUACGGACAGUAUGCCGAUGGACGCCGGGAGUCGCAGAUCAGCGUGCCGUACAUGGAAGACAAUCCCAUGUGGCAGCAGGGCGGCGGGUUGCGAGUGGCGAAUCGGGGGGAGGAGAGCGAUGAUUGGGAGCGGGAUGCGCUGCGCUCGAUGGACGAGAUUCGGCGGUAA